AAUUGUACAGCGUCACAGGUGUGCGUUUUUGCAGAGGCCUCGAGCUCAGUUCAGCCAAUCAGAAGCGUUUAUCGAAACUCCUGGUUGCACCCAAUUUUGCUACCGAUUUUAUUCGCAGUGGGACUUUAGGACUCACCUGCGACCCUGAGACAACAUGGGGAGGCUGAAUUUUUAUGUGCUUUGGUCCCUGCGUGACGCUCCCCGCCAGUUCAUCAGCAAAUCCAACCGAAGGUGCUUUCAAGUCCACGUCCCGCUGCCUCUGCCCAAACAGCUGGUCAUCUUUGGUCUUGGAGAGUGGGAAGGCAGGGACACUACAAUCUCGGUCGAGGUUCUGGUCAGUGCAGAGGUACAGGCCCAGAAAAUAGGGACUCUGUCGUCUCAAGCAAGGUGCCUGACCUGGGAGGGCGUCUGGCAUACAGACAUUGCCACAGUGGCAGCAGAGAGGGGCAGGAGAGGAGUUUAUGGCAAGAUUGUGCUUACAGUAUGUGGAGAGCCACAGGAUGAGGCCAGUGUCUUCAGCAGUACUCCUCUGGUUCAAAGGAAAUGUCUGUUCCCAGAGCAGCACAACGCAACUGAUCUCGGCAGCACAGUACACCAAAGUGCUGAAAAUGAAACGAUAACUCCAAACUCCUCUCACUUGGGCGAUAGUGUUUGCUUUGCUGAGAUCCAAGUGAAUAAAAUUGACACCAGUGAUUCCACUGUGGGAAAUAAACCCCCUGUUUGGCCUACGGACAAGACACCCAGGCGGACAGUUAUCAGCAAAAGAGGCCACCUGACAUGGAGCUCUGAGGACAUGGACAGUCUCGCUGAGGACAUAGACCAGGCUUCAACCCCUAAGAAGAAGAGGCUGUCCAGGAUGAACAGCCAAGAAGAAAUGACAGUGCACAUAAAGAAUGAGAACAGAGAAGUUUCAGCGUGUCCAUCGAAGCGUUGGAGCCACACGAUGUGUCUGAGUGACCCUGACACUGCUGUCCUCAUCGGUGGGGAGAUGGCAGAUCAAAACUACUGCAAGGACUCCCUGUGGAAGCUUGAGUUAGACAGCGACUUCUGGUUCCCCAUGAACUCCUCUGCUUCUGGACCUGUACCGCUGUGUGCCCGAGGACACUCCGCAACCUAUGACCCAGACUCCAAGUCAGUCUUUGUUUACGGUGGCCUGAGGGAGGGUCAGCGCUUCAGCGAGAUGUACAUCCUUAAUACUCUGACCUGGAAGUGGAAGCUUGUCACUGCAAAAGGGAAUGUUCCGACUUUGGCGUAUCACUCUGCGGCGUUUUAUAAGAAAGAGCUUUUUGUCUUCGGUGGAGUCCAGCCAAGCCAUUCCUCUGGGGAUAAAUCCUGCAGUAAUGCUUUGUACAUCUUCAACCCAGAGUUUGAACUCUGGUACCAGCCCAUUGUGGAGGGGGACAGACCUCUGCCUCGAUUUGGGCACUCAGCCACACUCCUCUCACAGAGGUUGAUUAUAUUUGGUGGUCGGAAAACUGCAGCCUACCUUAAUGACCUCCACAUCCUAGAUCUGGGAUUCAUGGAGUACACAGCUGUGAAGUGUGGGAACAUGCCACCGCUGCCUCGAGGGUUUCAUGGAGCGCUCCCAGUUUCAGACAACAGGAUUUUAGUCAGUGGGGGCUGCAGUGCAAUUGGGGCCCUACAAGACGUACAUAUCUUCAGCACUGAUACCAACAUGUGGAGCUCGGUGUCAUCUCCUGUGCUUUGCUCCAAGCCUCGUGCUGGACACAGCAUUAUCAGUUUGGGCUGCUCCAUCCUAACGGACACUGAGAAGCACGAACAGGGUGAAAACAUCAAAGUCCACUGCACGUUGCUGGUGUUUGGUGGGUCAGACUGCUCUGGCACCUUCUACAACGACACAGUCAAGUGCACAGUGGAGGUUCCUGGUGACAAGUGAUUUUUUUUUUUUUCAGCAAAGAAAUCCAAGCAGGACAAUUGUUUUUCUAGUCUUUAAACAAUGGAGUGAUGCUGGCUCUAGUAUCUCCAAGUAUAUUUGUCUUAAGUUAUUUUUCUACUUGGCUGUCUUUCCUCAUGUGCUAUGUAAAUGUUAUGAUGUAUUUAGCAGCUUAGACUUUUCUGUAGCUUCCUUUUUGUUCCUUUUAUUUUAGAAGUCUCUUCAAUAAUAAUCCAUACUUCCACCAUACAGACAAUAUGGUGGAAGUGGUGGGUACUUUGCAUAACAAAUCCCUGAUCUGCAUGUUUACACAUGACUUCAUGUCUUUUACCUCUACCCCACAUAGGACUACAUACUGGACAGUAAAGUGCUGAACUGGGCAAAAUGGAUACAAUUAAAAUUUAUAUCAAAAUG
Messenger RNA from Lates calcarifer (barramundi perch), 2308 nucleotides. RefSeq lists its product as uncharacterized. Gene Ontology annotation, molecular function: protein binding. NCBI's taxonomy places the organism in Eukaryota, Metazoa, Chordata, Actinopteri, Centropomidae. The transcript is spliced from 13 exons. Bases 155 to 1897 code for a protein of 580 amino acids. The record is from RefSeq and is a predicted model, not a curated record.